Messenger RNA from Apis dorsata (giant honeybee), 1064 nucleotides. RefSeq lists its product as uncharacterized. The coding region runs from base 52 to 1005 and encodes 317 amino acids. Lineage: Eukaryota; Metazoa; Arthropoda; Insecta; Hymenoptera; Apidae. The record is from RefSeq and is a predicted model, not a curated record. The transcript is spliced from 6 exons.
AGAUAAAAUUUUUUUUUAUUUAAUUUUUCAGCCUCGGGAGGGGGAGGUUCGAUGUUGGUCCCUCCCGUGGCCCAAAGUGGGACUGGGGAUCGUCCCGUGGGCGACACGGGUGCUCGGGCUCAACAAACAUCAGGUCCUGCAGCAGCAGCAACCCUAUGGCCCUUAGCAUCCGCACAGUCCAAUCAAGUUCCAAACCAACAGUCUCAGGGUAUUCCACCCUUGGCUGCUACUCCCGCGCCAGCUCACAAUCAAGGUGUGAGUCGUUACGGGCUGUAUUCGUUAUUCCCUGGGGGUGGCGGGGGCACUUAUCAUGCGACAACACACAAGGCAGAACGAACAGUUUCAGAAAGCGUGUUUUCCGCGGCUGUUGGGGUCGGGGUAGGUGGCUACACUUGGGGUGCUCCGACGCCACCUCCUGGAUCACCGUACAGUCCUGUCCCUGUAACGCAGCUCGAGCUGCUGGCCAAGAAUUUGGCUAGUUUGGCUCCUCCGGGUCAACAGGCGCUCAGUCUUCAAGGUGUUGGUGUGAACGUAGGAAGUUUGCAUCAUGCCCAACACACCCAACACACGCAGCACACCCAGCACACUCUUAAUCUGACCGGUCUUCAUCAUCUUCAUCAUGGAGGCUUGCAUCAGAAUACCUUCUCUCCUCAACUGUCCUUGGUAACCGGGAAUGCGCCCACGCUAACGAUCAACAGCUUCUCAUCACCGAAUUCGACAGGCAACGUGGUACCGACGACAGGAGUAUUGCUUCAGGAAUAUCAGUCGCCGACAGGUUCGACUACCGGAUGUUCGGUCACUGUGAAUGGCACCUCGUGCCCUACGAGCUCGACUACGAGCACAAUGGUAGUACAAGGAGGCCAAACUGGCAACCAGAUCGUCCAGGCCACCAGCAAGAAACGGGAGGCCUUCCUACCGAGUCAAGGUCAGCCAGUGAAACUGGAGAACAAAUCAACCAGACAGCCCUGUAUUUGCAGAAACAGCAACGGUACGUUGUACACUUAGCCAAUAUUUUCUUCUUUUCUUUAUUUUUCUUUUCUUUUGAUUAUUUAUUAAACUCUAGC